AUGUCCCUCAACUUGGAAGCUAAAAUGCAACCCAAGACUAUGCCACCUAGAUUGCCAUCAAUCGUUGACUCCGACUUGGACUCACUUUAUGCACCUGACGAAAAACCUGAAGUGUUCCAAAACUCUAAUGACUUGCCGCUUGAAACUUUGGUCAACCACAUUUUGCCUCUUCCACAGGACAUUAGUGGAAGAGCGGUCAAGAUCCCAGGCACAUCAAAACCAGGGUUUACAGAAAUAUAUAGAAAUGGUGCUUUUCCAAAUGGGGUCAAACGAUACUUGUUGCCCGAAUUGAACACUUACCAUGCCAUUUUUGAAUCCGCGGUAAAGAGACACGCAGAUAGACCUUGUUUGUCUCAUCACGAAUAUGAUUACGAAAACGAAGAACACAAGGAGAAAUACGUCUCCCUUAACUACCUGGAAGUUAAUGACCGCAAAACCAACUUUGCUAGUGGGUUAUUGUUUUUAUUGGAGACUAAUCCUUACAAGAAUCUCGAUUUGGAGUCCCACCAGAAAAUAGUAAAUCAUGCAAGGGACUACAAGCUGUAUGACGAAGAUGAAUUUUCUUUUGUUGCGACAUUCUAUUCAGGAAAUAGACCCGAGUGGAUUUUAUCAGAUUUAGCAUGUUCCUCAAAUUCCAUUACAUCAACUGCAUUGUAUGAUACAUUAGGACCAGCAUCAUCUAAAUUUAUAUUGGAAACCACCCAGUCGCCAGUGGUCAUUUGUGCCAAGAACAAGAUUGAAGCUUUGAUCAAAAUGAAAGCAGCAAAUCUGAAGGAUCUCGAGUCAUUAAUCACUCUUGUUUCAAUGGACCCGUUAAAUAUUAGGGAGAAGAAAACCGACGCAAAUUUGGUUCAACUUGCUCAAGAAAACAAUAUUAAAUUGUAUGACUUUAACCAAGUCGUUAAGAUUGGAGAAAUUUUCCCUCGAGCUGAAACUACUCCUACUUCAGAAACAACAUUUACGCUCACCUUUACCUCAGGUACAACUGGUGCCAAUCCAAAAGGUGUGGUUUUGCUGCAAAGAUCAGUAGCUAGUGCCAUCCAGGGAUAUUCAGUUUUAUUGCCUCAUCAUAAAGAUACCAAGGAAUUUGCGUUUUUGCCAUUAGCACAUAUUUUUGAAAGGCAUAUGUCUGCAUCAAUGUUUCUUUGCGGAGGUGCAGUUGGAUUCCCCAGGUUAGGUGGGACUCCACAAACGUUAUUUGAAGACUUGAAACUUUUUAAGCCCACAUUUUUUGCCUGUGUUCCCCGUAUUUUCUCCAAGAUGGAAACAAUAAUUAAAGCAUCAACUGUUGACUCAUCAUCAAGAAUCAAUCGAGCAUUGUAUUCCCAAGCUAUUGAAACAAAACGGUCCAAACAAGCAAAGAGUGGAGGCAAAGGUGAACAUUUCAUUUACGACCAAACAUUGAUUAGAAACUUGCGUUCUCGAUUCGGAUUUGACAACAUGGAGACGUGUUAUACUGGUGGUGCACCUAGUGCGCCUGAAAGUAUUGAGUUUUUGAAAGCAAGUUUGGGAAUCGGUAUCAGUCAGGGAUAUGGCUUGAGUGAAUCGUUUGCUGGUAUUAUCAUGGCCUUGCCUUUUCAUACACCUAGUAUUGGAACAUGUGGUUCAAUCAGUCCUAUGGUGGAAGCCAGGUUAAGAGAAUUGCCGGAAAUGGGCUACUAUUUGAAUGACAAGGGUGGUCCAAGAGGUGAAUUGCAGUUGCGUGGACCACAAAUGUUUAGUCACUAUUUCAAAAACCCCGAGGAAACAAAGAAAACCAUUGAUGCGGAUGGGUGGUUUUCAACAGGGGAUGUUGCACAAAUUACAAAUGAAGGGUGGUUUAUUAUCAUUGAUCGAGUCAAGAACUUUUUCAAAUUGGCACAGGGUGAAUAUGUGACUCCAGAAAAGGUUGAGAAUUUGUAUCUUACUUAUAACUCCAUCUUGACACAAGUCUUUGCCCACGGUGAUUUCACUCAAUCCUUUUUAGUUGGUAUUGUUGGUGUUGAUCCGGUCAAUAUUGUGUCAUUUCUUACCGAGAAGUGCAAUAUCCCACUGAGUGGGGUAGAUACAGAAGACAAGAUUCUUGAAGUGUGCAACAGACGCGAGAUAAGAACACGGAUUUUGUUGCAAUUGAACACAAAUAUUGGAUCUAUACUUAACGGAUUUGAAAAAUUGGCCAAUAUAUAUAUUGAGUUUGAACCAUUGAGGUUGGAGAGAGAGGUUGUUACUCCAACUUCCAAGUUAAGAAGACCAAUUGCAUCCAAGUUUUUCAAACCACAGAUUGAUGCCAUGUACAAAGAAGGUUCAAUUUUGAAGGACUUGAAGUUGUAA
This is a messenger RNA of Lodderomyces margitis, 2310 nucleotides long. RefSeq lists its product as uncharacterized. Lineage: Eukaryota; Fungi; Ascomycota; Pichiomycetes; Serinales; Debaryomycetaceae. Gene Ontology annotation, molecular function: long-chain fatty acid-CoA ligase activity. Gene Ontology annotation, cellular component: endoplasmic reticulum; membrane. The record is from RefSeq and is a predicted model, not a curated record. The coding region runs from base 1 to 2310 and encodes 769 amino acids. The transcript has a single exon. Gene Ontology annotation, biological process: long-chain fatty acid metabolic process.